Thamnophis sirtalis is the source of this 1203-nucleotide messenger RNA. Lineage: Eukaryota; Metazoa; Chordata; Lepidosauria; Squamata; Natricidae. The record is from RefSeq and is a predicted model, not a curated record.
CAGCAUUGAUGUAACCUUCUUCCCCUUUGAUCAACAGAACUGCAAAAUGAAAUUUGGGUCAUGGACUUACGACAAGGCCAAGAUUGACUUGGAGAGCAUGGAGCACCAUGUCGACCUUAAGGACUACUGGGAAAGUGGGGAAUGGGCCAUUAUCAGUGCGGUGGGCACUUAUAAUACCAAGAAAUAUGAUUGUUGCAGUGAGAUCUACCCUGAUAUCACUUAUAGCUUCAUCAUCCGCCGUUUGCCUCUCUUCUACACCAUUAAUCUCAUUAUCCCUUGCCUUCUAAUUUCCUGCUUGACCGUGUUGGUCUUCUACCUGCCAUCUGACUGUGGUGAGAAGAUCACCCUGUGCAUCUCUGUCCUUCUGUCCCUCACUGUCUUUCUCCUACUUAUCACUGAAAUCAUCCCAUCCACUUCCCUAGUUAUCCCACUCAUUGGCGAAUAUUUGCUUUUCACCAUGAUCUUCGUCACCCUCUCCAUUGUCAUCACAGUCUUUGUUCUCAACGUCCAUCAUCGCUCUCCCAGUACUCACAAGAUGCCACACUGGGUCCAGAAUGUUUUUCUGGAUUUCAUUCCCCGUUGGCUCUUCAUGAAACGCCCUCCUGUAAUAGCUUCAGGGUUGAGGGUGACCAGUGAAGAGGUCAUUGCACAAUACGACAUGCCCCCGGCGAAUCUCAGCACUUCACAGUGUUGGCUGGAAACAGACGUAGAUGAUAGGUGGGAUGAGGAAGAGGAGAAUCAGGAAGAGAUGAUUCAGGCUGGCCGACUACCCCUGCAAAGCAUUUCUCACCACCAAUGCCUUCAGUAUCGCUACACCAGUGCUCAACAUCUGGGAAGAAGAUUUGUGGAACUGGUUCAUCGCCCAGCCACUAUCAAAACAGAAAGUUCAGCUUCAUCUGAGCAGGGCAUCCGGCUGUCUCCAAGCAUCUUGAAGGCGCUGGAGGGGGUGCACUUCAUAGCAAAUCACCUGCGGGCUGAGGAUGCAGAUUUCUCGGUCAAAGAAGAUUGGAAAUAUGUUGCCAUGGUGAUUGACCGCAUCUUCCUCUGGAUGUUUAUCUUUGUCUGUUUGUUGGGGACAAUUGGACUUUUCCUUCCUCCAUUUCUGGCAGGCAUGAUCUAGCAUUGAUAUGCAGGAUGAAGUCGCUGCCUUUCAAUAUAUCAACAUCACCAGACAGUCUCCAUAAAAAUGCCACCCAAUCUUCC